Molecule: messenger RNA, 2888 nt
Organism: Scatophagus argus
Lineage: Eukaryota; Metazoa; Chordata; Actinopteri; Scatophagidae
Gene: en2a
Product: engrailed homeobox 2a
Exons: 2
Coding region: 711-1517 (268 amino acids)
Biological process (GO): neuron differentiation; multicellular organism development; regulation of transcription by RNA polymerase II
Cellular component (GO): nucleus
Molecular function (GO): RNA polymerase II cis-regulatory region sequence-specific DNA binding; DNA-binding transcription factor activity, RNA polymerase II-specific
Source: RefSeq, a predicted model, not a curated record
AUGAACGCAAUCAAAACGUGUUUUCUUUUGUAAACUAAAGUUGCAAAAAAUGAAGUUGCGGGUUCAUAAGCACAGAUGAAUUAUUGGGACUAUCUGCGAGCAUGCACUGGAUUUAAAUUAGGCCUCUCCUCAGUCAGUGCAGGACUCUUCCCCUUUACUAAGGCGAGGAUGGGCGUUUGUGAACUGCUCUAGAGUCUGCGUCACGUGGCCUGGUUUCUGCCUUCCUAUUGGUCCAAGGCACGUGUCUGGGAGGACGGUGGGAAAACGUCACUCGGGGGCUCGUAUUGAAAAUAAGAACAAAACUCCAGAGUGAGAGUAUUAGAGCAUCAGUUUAGGAGCCUCUUUAUUUACCCUUAGUUUAGUUUAGGCGUAGGCAUCGCUGGGCACCCUGAAAUCGGAUAAGAGUGAAUUGGAUGGUGCGCAAAUGGCACAUGUUUUAGCUCUACGGUGUCAGUUGUAACCCUAGGUUGAGGGAAUAUAUGUCCAAAAGUAUGCUUUUCUCGGAGGACGCCGCAAGGCUUUGCAUGGUGUCCAAGGCACUCAGUAGAAUUUGAGUUUUGUUUUGUUUUGUUGUUUUUUUUUAAUUUAUUUUACGCGUGCAUUUUUUCCCCCCUUUGCAAUCUAAUUUCCCCGAAGUCCUUGCAGAUUUUAUUGUAGCAGAGAGAGCGAUAAAGGGGUUAAAGAGAGUAAAGCGGGUAAAGUGAAUCAGUAUGGAAGAAAAUGAUCACGGCAACAGAGACGUGGUGGAGCGGCAGGAGUCGGCGGAUGAAUCAAACAGAGCCAUCCUUCCCCUUUUACAGGCGCCGGGGAACCUGCAGAUCCCUCACCGGGUCACUAAUUUCUUCAUCGACAACAUUCUGCGGCCGGAUUUCGGAAGGAAAAAGGACGGGAGCGCAAACCGCGAAGAGAGUAGCUUGGCAUCGCGGGAGAGCCACAACAGCCCCGCCGCCCCUCAGACCGAGCAGGAGGGGAGCACCGUGCCGGCGGAGGGGACCUCCACUCCGCACACGGUUACCGGGACCAAGAAGCCCGCUAUAGACGCCGGAGAGCCCCUAAAACCCCGCGGGGAGAACGGAGACCAGUGCCUAAGCUCAGACUCAGAUAGUUCCCAAGCCAGCUCAAACCAAUCCCUGGCUCAGCCCAUGUUGUGGCCAGCCUGGGUCUACUGCACCAGAUACUCGGACAGGCCUUCUUCAGGGCCAAGAUCUCGCAAACCAAAGAAGAAAUCGACCAGCAAAGAGGACAAGAGACCACGGACGGCCUUCACAGCAGAACAGUUGCAAAGACUAAAAUCGGAGUUUCAGACAAAUCGCUAUCUGACCGAGCAGAGGCGGCAGAACCUGGCGCAGGAGCUGGGCCUGAACGAGUCCCAGAUCAAGAUCUGGUUUCAGAACAAGAGGGCCAAAAUUAAGAAGGCCAGCGGCUCUAAAAACAGUCUGGCCUUGCACCUGAUGGCACAGGGACUGUACAAUCACGCCACCGUCACGUCGAAAGACGAAAAAUCAGACAGCGAUUGAUUUCCAGAGAAGCAGCCUCCUGACGAAAAAUAAUCUAUAGUAAUCCUAUGAUAGAUCACUGCAAAACUCCACCUACAUGAAUAUUUAAUGAUACCACAGCAGAUGAAAAAUACCACAAAGUUCUUUUGCUAUCAUUAAGCCCAGUAGAGAUACACAAUGGGUCCAGGACACCACAGGAAAUUAAACAAUAAAAUCUGACAAGAGAACAAAAAGGUCAGCGGACUGUUCAGAGUCCUCACAGGAAAAUUUAACGACACCACGAGUCUCUAUAGGUUCCUAUAGGAAUAUUAUAGUGAUUUUUCGUUGUGUGGGAGGUUUUGUCAAGCCUACAAUGCAAUAAUUUCAUCGAAUAAAGGGCCAGUGUGUAGAGUAUACCAGCAUAAAUUGUUUAAAAAAAAUAGAGAGAGAUAUUUCUGCAAUAUCACGUCUAUAAAGAUGUUGUAUAAAGGUUAUGUUUUCACUGUUUGUCGUCCCGCCCCCCCCCGCCCCCCCAGGAGGUACAAAUGCUUACAUCCUUCAUUUUUAUAGGCCUACUACUAUCCAUGAUUGUCAUCAUUUUACAUUUGAACUAACUGGAACUUGACGUUUCCAUCUGUCAGUGAAGUGAACAAACUUAAGUCCAAAGAAUAUUUUUCUGCUGCAUCCAGGCUACUGUGAAUUUAAAUAAAUGCUAACACGAUUUUAUUUCCACGCUUUGUUGGUUUUCUUGGUUGUGUUUGAUGUAAAAAAAAAAAAUGGACAGAGGAAGGCGGGUGUUUUUUUUUUUGCUUUUUGUUUUUUUUUAUUUUUUUGAGUGUCAGUUGCAGACCUAAUUGGGCAAACUAUGAAUUUUGAUACGUUUUGUAAAAAAAUAAAAAUCCACAGGAGCAGUUUAUUAUUGUAAGCGACUGAGAGAAGUAGUGUUUUUUUUUUCUAACACGCCACUUAACUGAAAUGCUAAGUUAGGCCUUGCUUAUAUGUAUGUGGUCGUCUCAUAGCCUUUAAACGAUUAUUAUGUGCGUAUUCCCUUCGUUAUACCAAUGCAUCAGUGCAGCUAUUAUAGUUUUUAAAUAGCAAUAUGAAUCAUUUUUUGUAGCUAAAUGAAUUGAAGGCUAUAAUGCUGCCUAUAAAGUCACAGAAACAACUCUGUAGCAUAAAGACAAUGAUGACAACCAUUUUGCGCACUCUUUGAGUACCUAUGGACUAUGAAAGCAGGUUAUGGGAUGUUCUUGUUAAAUCUUUCUCUAUAUACAGUUUUAUUACAUAUCCAUAUAUCAUAAAAAGAAGGCAAAUCCGUCAGUGACUGUAUUACAAAUGUUGGAAAUCUCUUAUCGUUGUUGAAAGGACUUCAUAUGUGUAUUUAUAUAGAUUAUAUUGAGAAAAAAAAUCUAU